Messenger RNA from Thalassophryne amazonica, 985 nucleotides. RefSeq names its product electron transfer flavoprotein subunit beta lysine methyltransferase (gene etfbkmt). Gene Ontology annotation, biological process: peptidyl-lysine trimethylation. Gene Ontology annotation, cellular component: mitochondrial matrix. Gene Ontology annotation, molecular function: protein-lysine N-methyltransferase activity. Lineage: Eukaryota; Metazoa; Chordata; Actinopteri; Batrachoidiformes; Batrachoididae. The record is from RefSeq and is a predicted model, not a curated record. The transcript is spliced from 3 exons. The coding region runs from base 167 to 946 and encodes 259 amino acids.
AGUUGUUCCGCGUUGUCACUGUUAUUAGUAUUAUUGUGAGUGUCGACGCUAUUUACGGGCAUUUAAGUGUCACUUUCAGCUACAAACACUUAGAAUAGCAGACGUCGUGGGGCUAAUUUGAUUAGCACUGUCAGUAGCUAGCAGCUAGCUGACGUCCUGUGUAGAAAUGAGAUCUUUGGAUUUUUUAACCUCCCGAGUGUUUAGUCGUUAUAUUAAAACGUAUUUCAAAGUAUUUAAACAGACGAACAGCUGGAGAUGCUUCUCAGACAGGCGUGAGUCUGACAAAUCCAUCAGGACUUUUAUUAAACAGAACACAGAAAUAGUUGGAGAACAAAGUCUGACACCAGCGAUCAAACUGAGGCUGUUCACCCCCAACUGCAGAUUCUGGACAGAAAGACCAGAGCUGUGGCCCUUUAGAGACCCAUACUGGGCCAUAUACUGGCCAGGAGGGCAAGCACUCUCCAGGUAUCUGUUGGAUAACCCUGAAGUGUGUUGCAAUAAGUCUGUCCUCGAUCUGGGGAGCGGCUGUGGAGCCUCGGCCAUCGCUGCACAACUCUGUGGCGCCGCUCACGUCGUCGCUAAUGACAUCGACUGUGUUGCAGCCAUUGCGACGCACAUGAACUGUGAGGUCAACAGCCUGGAGCUGCUUGAUUGUGUGACUGGAAACGUGAUUGAUUCAGAACCCAAGGGCUUUGACCUUAUUCUCCUGGGUGACAUGUUCUAUGACAACAUCCUUGCAACCAGCCUUCAUAGGUGGUUGGACUGCUGCAUCAGAACCCAGGGAACCCAAGUCCUGAUCGGCGAUCCUGGCAGAACCCAGUUUGAUGGGCAAGGCAUCCGACGGUUCCUGCAGCUGCUGGCCCGGUUUGAGCUGCCCGAAUUGGUACGUGAGGAGAACUAUGGACUCACUGAUAGCACUGUUUGGUGCUACCAACCUGAAAUGUAACAAGGGGAGAGGAUUGUGAAUAACGGUUUUGGGUCAAUA